This is a messenger RNA of Jatropha curcas, 1103 nucleotides long. It is a transcript of the gene ARLA1A, whose product is annotated as ADP-ribosylation factor-like A1A. Lineage: Eukaryota; Viridiplantae; Streptophyta; Magnoliopsida; Malpighiales; Euphorbiaceae. The record is from RefSeq and is a predicted model, not a curated record. Gene Ontology annotation, biological process: protein transport. Gene Ontology annotation, molecular function: GTP binding; GTPase activity.
UACCAGCCAACGGGGAUUUGGACAUUACCAGCGGUUAUUACAACAACAUUACAUUACCAGAAAAAUCGACACAACACAACGACAAUGGUUUUUUUUCUUUAAAGAGAAAAGAUUCCUUCCUCUCACUAAAGAAGUUUCCUUCUGGCUUUCUACUUCUCUUCAUUGUCCCGUUUCCUUUCCCUUCCUUUUAUCAAAUUUAGGGUUCCCUUCAUUUUAAUUGAUUUAUUACUUAAUUUUUUUUUGCAACUCAAUCUUUGUGAGACCAAAAUCAUCGUUUUCUCCAAAUGGGUCUUUGGGAUUCUCUUCUCAACUGGCUCCGGAGUUUAUUCUUUAAACAGGAAAUGGAGCUGUCCCUUGUAGGCCUUCAGAAUGCAGGGAAGACAUCCCUUGUUAAUGCAGUCGCUACCGGAGGGUACAGUGAGGACAUGAUUCCAACUGUUGGAUUCAACAUGAGGAAAGUUACAAAAGGUAAUGUGACAAUAAAGCUCUGGGAUCUUGGAGGGCAGCGGAGAUUUCGUACCAUGUGGGAGCGUUACUGUCGUGGGGUCUCUGCAAUUCUAUAUGUAGUUGAUGCCGCUGAUCGAGACAGUGUUCCCAUAUCUCGAAGUGAAUUACAUGAACUCCUUCAAAAACCUUCCUUAAGUGGAAUCCCUUUGCUUGUUCUUGGUAACAAAAUUGACAAGUCCGAAGCACUAUCAAAACAGGCAUUGGUUGAUCAGCUAGGUCUUGAUACUAUUACCGAUAGGGAGGUUUGCUGCUAUAUGAUCUCAUGCAAGGACUCGAUAAACAUAGAUGUUGUCAUUGACUGGCUUAUCAAGCACUCGAAAACGGCAAAAUGAUCUGCUGUUUGGCCUUUAUCUUAAGCCUGGCAGUAGAAAUGAUGAUAUAGUGGUUGGUAGUGGAAUUUAUUUCCUCCAUCUGGUUGUGGUUGUGCUUAAAGCAUUGUGUACAGUUGUGGAACAAUUUAGGCAAUUUGUUCAUGCAAUAUUUGUUUAUUUUUCUGAAUUUAGGUAAGCAUGUUUGUUUUAUCAAAUUUUACAUAAUUUUCUUAAUAAUAUGUAUCAGUUAAAAAUUUCAUUGAAUAUUAACUUUCAUUAUCACCA